Schizophyllum commune H4-8 is the source of this 1676-nucleotide messenger RNA. RefSeq lists its product as uncharacterized. The record is from RefSeq and is a predicted model, not a curated record. NCBI's taxonomy places the organism in Eukaryota, Fungi, Basidiomycota, Agaricomycetes, Agaricales, Schizophyllaceae. Bases 174 to 1523 code for a protein of 449 amino acids. The transcript has a single exon.
UCCUGAACUGUCACAAUGAACGCUUUAUAAAGCGCUCUCACCUCCCUUUCAGGACCUCGUCGCGCUGCACGCCUUUCAGAGCACUAUCAUGAUAACUCGAAUAUCGCGCCCUGCCUAAACAUCCUUCGAAAAGCAACAGAAAACCCAUCCUUACUCCGUUCGAUCUGCCCCGCAUGUUCGGAGAGUCCGACUCAGAGUCUCCCCGUGUACCCAGCCCUUGGGACUCGCUCUUGUCGACACCCGCCUCGGCGUCCCCCUCCCCGCUCUCGAAGAGCCCGAGCCCGAUCACCGUCAGCGCGGUUCCCAAACUCGUUCCCGAAUCCGAUGACGGCAACGUCGAGUACAAGCUGCAACUGCUGUCCCCCUCUCCUGCUCGCUUUGCACGCCUCGUCACGCAGAUGAAGUGGCGGCUGCUGGAGGGGGGCGGUCAGGCGUACUACGAGCUCGGCGUUGCGGACUCGGGCGCGCUCAUUGGACUUCCCCGCAACGAGCUAGAGCAGUCACUGGAGACGCUCGAGAUGAUGGCCGGGGAAAUCGGCGCGAGCGUCAUCAUCGUCAAAGAGGUCGAAGUCCCCCCUGCCAUGGCGCUCCUCCUCGAGAACGACAGGGUGCACCACCGGCGUCGACGACGGCGUGAACAGAACGGUGGUAGCGGGGACGAGUCCGCAUCCACCCUGACUGCGACGGAGACGGAGCAGGAGACUACCACGGAGCCCGAGACGGAGACCGACGCGGAGGAUCUAUCCGCCACUGUCGUGCUGCAGCGUCCGGACGACAGCGACAACGAGCUCGGCAUGUUCUCCAUGGACCCAGAGCCCGACAAUAUGGACCCUUACCUCACCCACACACCCAUCGACCUCGAGAUAGCGUCUGUCUAUAAGCCUCGCCCUAUGCGGACACGUGCGUCGCCGCCCAUCCCCCUUCGUGCUGGAAAGACGAAGCGGGGGAAGAAGAACAGCAACAAGAAGUUUGGAAGCGACCUCGUGUCCUCGCCGCCGGCUCAGAAGGGUCAGCAGCAGGAUAACAAGGGCAGUCGCUAUCAGCGUAAUCCAGACAAGGCGCUGCAUAGGAAACAAGCGCGCGACAGACGACGUGAGGAGCGGCGGCGGGCGCUUAUGGUCUACGCAACCGGGCAGGAGGUCCCCUCGCAGGAACACGGCUCCCAGGAGGCGAAUGCUCCGGGCCUGGAUCAGGCCGAGGAGGUUCUUCUUCCACAGCUUGAGGGCUUGCAUGUCGGACUGGACGAUCCGAUGGUCGUUUCGUCUGCGGCCGACGUUGACGUGCCCGUCCUCCAGCUUGGGGAUGAGCCUGUCGAGGUCGCGGCAGAGGACGAUGACGACGACGUCUUUCCGGCGCCGCGCUUCCCCUCGUCCUCCCAUGUUUCCCAGGUUGAGACGGAUGGGCCAGUAAUGGUGGAGAAGAAUGGCGAAAAUCAGCCAAGGCUGAUCGUCGAGGCGUUGGUUGUUCGAAAGAUGUCUCUUGACGAGGCGUUCUUGGAUUUCGAAGGGUUCAUCUUGACAUGAUCACCUACCCUCUUGUGCUACUGGCGCAUGCGCCGAAAUGUAGAGUAUACCUCUCGCGCCGUACAUACAUCGUGCUGGGUAUACUGCGUCUCUUCCCCGAUCGCCUAGAUAUCAUCACAGUCGCUUGACAAUUCAUAUUCUUUCAUGACACCA